CAUCAUUCAUCACCAUCAUCAUCAUCAUCUCAUCACAGCUCAAGGUCAUCAUACUCUGACUACUCUCAUACUCACCGUUGCUCAAGUCUGUCACCGCGAGAAGGACCACCAGCAAUGAACGGAACACUCCACAACCAUGACCAGACGAGUCAAGAGCCUCCCAAACUCUAUUCUGUCUUUGAUCAGGUCUGGGACCGCCAAUAUGGCAUCUGGACAAAGGCUCCGCCCCCUCCCAAAGCCCUCGGUGACGGACAAGAUGCUUUCGUCGCUUUCAGGAGGAAAUCCGCGACCACCAAUAAUGCGGAUCCAUUCACCCAUAUCGAACUGCAAGAUCCGCGGCUCGUAGAGUUUCUGAGAACCUGUCUUCCGACCGAGGGGGGGUUGUUCAGCAAACCAGCCAACAUUGAUGCUCAAUUGCUUUAUGUCAGCCGCAAGACCGUCCGAUCAGCGGCGCAAGAUCUGUCGAUAGGAAUCAAGGGAUCGGUCGACGCUCUCCUCGGAUUCGUGCAGGAAGAAUUCGCGGAUGCUGAGGAAAAGCUUCAACUCUUGCCUAAAGGAAGCAUAGCUUGGUCGCUUCUAUGGUUACUUUUCGAGGUCGGACAACACGUCGAGGUCGUCUAUGACCUGACGGGCGAGAAAAUGGCUAUGCAAGUCGAAGGAUGGGCCUAUGCCAUGUCGCAGAAGGGCCGUACCUUCAAUCUUUAUGGUCACGUCUUUCAGUGGACGGGCGUCCGGAUCCAGAAGAUCAAGGUCACCCGCAAGAUUUUAGAGUUUGCUAAACUGAAGCCAAUUGCAUCUCUUCCGGUGCAACCUCUGACCACAAGCGCCAAAGAGCAAUUUGCAGACCGAUCGGCAAAAUACCUGGAGCAUUGCGGCCAAUUCUAUUGUGGCUACAAGGGCUCGUUUGUCAUGAAAGCCCAUGCUGGAGGCACACGUAUCAAUGGCGAAGGGCGCGUGAUGAUCGAUGUCAGGCAGUUCAGGCGCUCAGUGCCGGUGCUGGAUGUCUGGGAUGACGAUGUGAACACGAAUGACGCCGAGAUUAUCAACCUGGGAGAUGAUCCUGAUUGGAACGCUGCUACAAAGGCACACUUGCUUCCGCCCACAUUGCAAGGAUUCUCCUUCGCUAGCAAGAAAUGGGGAGAAUUCUCCGUCGACAAGCUGCGUCCAGUCAUCUGGGAGGAAGCUCCCUUUCAGCAUCUCGUUUUGGCAGAUUCGUAUCGCGAGGUCGUGCGGUCGCUGAUCGAAGUCCAUUCAAGCGACAAGAAGCGGCUCCUCUUGAACGACGUUGUGCAAGGGAAGAGUAGUGGGUGCAUCAUCGCUCUGUAUGGUAAUCCGGGUUGCGGCAAGACCUUGACCGCUGAAGCAGUGUCUGAGCAUCUCAAGCGACCUCUCUACGCGAUAUCGGCUGGGGAGCUGGGAACUUCCGUGUCAGCGCUGGAGCAGAAUCUGAAGAACGUGCUCGACCUUGCUACGUAUUGGAACGCUGUGCUUCUCAUCGACGAAGCAGACGUAUUCCUCGAAAAGCGAGACUCUCAUGAACUUGAACGCAAUGGCUUGGUGGCGAUAUUCUUGCGCGUACUUGAGUACUUUUCCGGUAUCCUGAUCUUGACGACCAACAGGCUGGAAAGCUUUGAUAACGCGUUCCUCUCGAGGUUCUCACUUAUCCUGAGAUAUCCCGAUUUGGACAUCCCCAGCCGGCGGGUUCUGUGGGAUCGGUUCUUGGCCAUGGCCAAUACCAAUCCAGCGACCUUCGAUCUGGACAGGCUGGCUGACAUCCCCCUCAAUGGGCGUGCAAUCAAACAAACGGUCAGGACUGCACAAGCGCUAGCGCUGACAAGAGAUAAGCCCCUGGAUCGAAACCAUAUCGACAUUGUGCUGGAUAUGAACGUCGCUUAAUUCCGCUGUAUCGAAUUGGGACUCCCAAGAAAGCUGUAUCUUAUAUGAGCGUAGAAAUGUUUACACUGCAGAGAGCUACAUCAUCGAAGUC
Messenger RNA from Filobasidium floriforme, 1987 nucleotides. Its product is annotated as P-loop containing nucleoside triphosphate hydrolase protein. Gene Ontology annotation, molecular function: ATP binding; ATP hydrolysis activity. Lineage: Eukaryota; Fungi; Basidiomycota; Tremellomycetes; Filobasidiales; Filobasidiaceae. The transcript is spliced from 16 exons. The record is from RefSeq and is a predicted model, not a curated record. Bases 115 to 1896 code for a protein of 593 amino acids.